Messenger RNA from Rhinolophus ferrumequinum (greater horseshoe bat), 1745 nucleotides. RefSeq names its product myelin associated oligodendrocyte basic protein (gene MOBP). Lineage: Eukaryota; Metazoa; Chordata; Mammalia; Chiroptera; Rhinolophidae. The coding region runs from base 163 to 708 and encodes 181 amino acids. The record is from RefSeq and is a predicted model, not a curated record. Gene Ontology annotation, cellular component: cortical actin cytoskeleton. The transcript has 6 exons. Gene Ontology annotation, molecular function: myosin binding; actin binding.
CUGCAGGCUUUGAGUAUCCUCAACCUCCCCAGGGACCUGGUACAGACGUGGAAGCUGUUUCACACAACUGCUACUUGAAGGAAAAAAAGAAGCAAAUGAUACCAAGACAAGCUCAUAACAGAGAUCUAAUCAUCAGAUGUGUACGGAUGAAAAUACAGUGAGAUGAGUCAGAAAACAACUAAGGAGGGCCCCAGACUCUCCAAGAACCAGAAGUUUUCCGAGCACUUCAGCAUACAUUGCUGCCCACCAUUUACCUUCCUCAAUUCCAAACGCGAGAUUGUGGAUCGGAAAUACAGCAUCUGUAAGAGCGGCUGCUUCUACCAGAAGAAAGAAGAGGACUGGAUCUGCUGUGCCUGCCAGAAGACCAGCACCAGCCGCCGUGCAACGUCCCCUCAGAGGCCCAAGCACCAGCCAGCUGCACCCCCUGCGGUGGUCAGAGCACCAGCCAAGCCACGGUCCCCUCCGAGGAGGUCUGAGCCACGGUCCCCUCCGAGGAGGUCUGAGCCACGGUCCCCUCCGAGGUCUGAGCGUCAGCCACGCCCCCGCCCAGAGGUCCGACCACCACCAGCCAAGCAGCGUUCCCCUCAGAAGUCCAAGCAGCAGCCGCGCAGCAGCCCCCAAAGAGGGCCAGGCACCAGCCGCGGGGGGUCCCCCCUCAAAGCUUCUAGAUUAAAAAGGAGGAGCAAGCCGACCCCAAGAAAGAAGUGACCAAAGAGGAGUUUCAAGUGAAUGGAUGGCCUCAGCUCAUGGACUCACUGUUUCCUGACCCUCGUGCCCUUGGGCAAGUUAUCCAGCUUUGAGUAUGAUGCCGAGGCUGACACCUGCUGAUGUGCCAACUGCCCAUGCUCAAGCCGGGCAGCCUGUCUGGAGGCACAAAUACUGGAGAACCCUCCAAGUCCCAUGUCGGUUCCAUGUCCCUGAGGACCCUGACCACUGAAGAUGGUCACAAGAGGAGUGCACUCUAACAUACUCCCUUCAGGGUCCUGCCUUUGGCUUAGGAUUGCACUGUGUGCCCAGCAGUGGCCUUAUAGGAUCCUCUCUUGGCCAUUUUCCCUACUCAGCAUAGAGCUGGGGGUGGAAGGAGAGGAGUUGGAGUGGAUCCAUCUCUCUUCAGGCUCCAGUGGGGUUCAUUCCAGAUGCCACCCUAGCUUGUUUUAAGCUCAGGCUUGGCUGAUUUGUUUAUUGACUCUUAAAGUUGGAAUUAAAGGGUGAAAGACGCAGGCAAUAGACACUUCCCCCACUUCUUCCCAUCUCCUCCAACACUUUCCUACUUAGGAGACCCAUGGAGGGGAUGUGGAGCCAGGCCCCAGAUAGUGAGGAUACAAGGUUCUUGGGUCCUUCGCUUAUGACUCAGCAGCGCUUUCCCUACCCAGAAGACCACAUUUUCUUGCCUUCUUUUUGUUCUUUCUUUCUGCAUGUGGAAACAAGAUGUUGUCAUAUCUACUCAGUGCUUGUGCCCAUCUUGGGGCUCUGUUGUUGCUGCUCAUUCUGCCUUUGAUGCUCUGGCCUAAUAUCUUUGCACUGGUGCGUUCAGCUCAAAUAUCACCUCAGAGCUGCUUCCCUUGGAAACGCAUAGUGGUUUCCAUAGUUACUGUCUAGUCCAUCACUUGAGUUUGUCUUCACAACACUUAUCACCCUCUGGAAUUAUCUUGUUCAUUUCGUCACUUGUUUAUGGCUUGGCUCCCUUUUCCCUCCUAAUGUAAACUCCAGGAUUGCCAACACCUGUUUACUAUUCCGUCCUCAGU